Messenger RNA from Danio rerio (zebrafish), 4621 nucleotides. It is a transcript of the gene srgap2, whose product is annotated as SLIT-ROBO Rho GTPase activating protein 2. Gene Ontology annotation, cellular component: postsynaptic density; plasma membrane; postsynaptic membrane. Lineage: Eukaryota; Metazoa; Chordata; Actinopteri; Cypriniformes; Danionidae. Gene Ontology annotation, molecular function: GTPase activator activity. Gene Ontology annotation, biological process: signal transduction. The record is from RefSeq and is marked provisional.
GUUUUUAGACAUGGAAAUCGCAUUUUAAGUGUGAUGCUGGGAAAUCCUAUCCAUGCCUUCAUUUAGCUCUGAGGAGACUCACUCACACGUCUGACCGCCGGAGGAAAGACUGAAACUUUUGAAGACGCUGCGUCUGGUCGUGGGGAUCCAGUGUGAGUGGACGGUGGGAUGAAACUCUUCUCUUGCUUCAUUCCUCUGCUGUUACGGACAUAUUACUCUACCUUGGAAGCCAUCGGCAGCUCUUGACUAAUAAUGCGGCGUGAUUGAUCAUCGACAGGAGACAAUACCCAUCCACUGCUUUCCAUUCCCACAUAUUCGCUGGAUAUCUGUAGACGAAGUGCGGGCGAAGAGGCUUUUGUUCUGCGGUGUUUCUCGCUGUGACGGGACUUAUUGUGUUUAGAUCAAUAUGACGUCUCCUGCUAAAUUCCGAAAGGACAAGGAAAUUAUAGCCGAAUAUGAAACGCAAGUUAAAGAGAUCCGAGCUCAGUUGGUGGAGCAGCUUAAGUGUUUGGACCAGCAAUGUGAGCUCCGUGUGCAGCUCCUGCAAGACCUGCAGGACUUCUUCCGCAAGAAGGCAGAGAUUGAGAUGGACUACUCCCGCAACCUAGAGAAACUAGCUGAGAGGUUCCUGGCAAAGACACGCUACACAAAAGACCCUCAAUUCAAAAAAGAGCAGAAUAUCUUGUCUCCAGUCAACUGCUGGAACCUUCUCUUGGCUCAGGUGAAGAGAGAAAGUCGAGACCAUGCCACUCUCAGUGAUCUCUACCUCAACAACAUCAUCCCACGCUUCGCCCAGAUCAGCGAAGACUCAGGACGCCUCUUUAAAAAGAGCAAAGAGGUGGGCCUCCAGCUGCAGGAGGAUCUGAUGAAAGUCCUCAAUGAGUUGUACACGGUGAUGAAGACCUAUCACAUGUACAACAUGGACAGCAUCAACGCAGAGAGCAAGCUGAAGGAGGCAGAGAAGCAGGAGGAGAAACAGAUGAGCCGCAGUGUCCGGCAUGAGGAAAAACAGACCCCUCGCUCACCUGACUCUCUCACCAACAUCAAGAUCGAGGAUAAACACGUGCGCCGCAGCUCCGUCAAGAAGAUUGAGAAGAUGAAGGAGAAGCGGCAGGCCAAAUACACUGAGAAUAAGCUGAAAGCUAUCAAGGCCAGGAAUGAGUAUCUUCUGGCUCUGGAGGCCACAAACAGCUGCGUCUUCAAAUACUACAUCCAUGAUCUGUCUGACCUCAUCGAUUGCUGUGAUCUGGGCUACCAUGCCAGCCUGAACCGUGCACUGCGUACCUACCUCUCGGCUGAGUUUAACGUGGAGACAUCCAAACACGGGGGCCUGGAGACCAUUGAGAAUGCAGCAGAAAACCUGGAGGCCAACUCAGACAAACAGCGGCUCAUGGAGACCUACAACAACGUCUUCUGUCCUCCGAUGCGCUUCGAUUUCCAGUCUCACAUGGGUGACAUGGUUGGACAUUUGUGUGCCCAGCAGCCUGUGCAGGGAGAGCUGAUCCAGAGAUGCCAGCAGCUUCAGUCCCGUCUGUCCACACUGAAUAUAGAGAAUGAAGAGGUUAAGAAGACCAUGGAGGCCACUUUACAGACCAUCCAGGACAUGGUGACCAUAGAGGACUUCGAUGUGACCGACUGCUUCCACCACAGCAACUCAAUGGAGUCGGUCAAGUCCACAGUGUCUGAGUCUUUCAUGAGCAAACCCAGCCUGGCCAAGAGACGAGCCAACCAGCAGGAGACCGAACAGUUCUACUUCACGAAACUGAAGGAGUUUCUGGAGGGCAGGAACCUCAUCACCAAACUGCAGGCUAAACACGACCUGAUCCAAAAGACUCUGGGAGAAAGUCAGAAGACGGACUACUGCCUUGCCAGCGGACGGAGGGACUCCACUGUGCGGAAACAGGAAGCCAUCCAAAUCAUUCCCCUGAUGGUGGAGAGUUGUAUUCGCUUCAUCAGUCGACACGGUCUUCAUCAUGAGGGGAUUUUCAGGGUGUCUGGCUCCCAGGUGGAGGUCAAUGACAUUAAAAACGCCUUUGAAAGAGGUGAGGAUCCGCUGGCUGGAGAUCAGAAUGAUCACGAUAUGGACUCCAUCGCUGGAGUGCUGAAGCUCUACUUCAGAGGCCUGGAAAACGCCCUGUUUCCUAAGGAAGUCUUCCAUGACCUCAUGUCCUGUGUCUCCAUUGAGAGCCUCCAGGAAAGAGCUGUGCACAUCCGAAAAGUCCUGCUGUCGCUGCCCAGCAACAUCCUGGUUAUCAUGAGAUACCUGUUUGCUUUUCUCAAUCAUCUGUCUCAGUACAGUGACGACAACAUGAUGGACCCCUACAACCUGGCUAUCUGCUUCGGCCCCACACUCAUGUCUGUUCCUGAGGGCCACGAUCAGGUCUCCUGCCAGGCACAUGUGAACGAGCUCAUCAAAACCAUUAUUAUCCACCACGAGAGCAUCUUUCCAGGGCCCCGUGAGCUGGAGGGCCCCGUCUACGACCGUGGAGGAGCCCCUGAGGAAUACUGUGAUAGUCCACACAUUGAGCCCCCUCUAGUGGACGAACCUGCUCCUGACACGGUCUCUGUAAUCCACAACAGUGAUGACGUAAAGUCAGGGCCAUUGACCGUUUCAGAGUCGGACCCCAUCGAGGCCAUCGCUCGCUUCGAUUACUCUGGACGCACCAACCGCGAGCUGAGCUUCAAAAAGGGGGCGUCUCUGCUGCUGUACAGCCGCGCAUCUGAUGACUGGUGGGAGGGACGACACAACGGCACUGAGGGUCUCGUGCCGCACCAGUACAUAGUAGUGCAGGACAUGCCGGAUGGAUAUGCAGGCAGAGGAAGUCCUAAAGCUGACCUCGAAGGAUCCCAUGAUUCAGUGGAAGAGAAGGUUUCCACGAGAGCCAGUGCCAGCUCACCCACUGGAGGUCAUGUGGCUGAUAUCUAUCUAGCCAACCUCAACAAGUUGAGGAAGCGUCCAGAAGCGACGAGCAUCCGGAGAACCAUCCGGCCUGUGGAGGAGGGCUCAUCAGGAGCAGCAGGGGGCUUAAAGACCUCCUCUAUGCCUGCUGGAGGACUGGCCAAGGACAGCUCAGACAAGCGUCCUGUCAGCGCUCACAGCGUCCUGAACUCCAUCACCAGACACUCGUCUCUCAAGACUAAAGUAGAGGGUCCUCAAGUUCGCAAAUCCACACCUACUGGACGAUCCAAGAGCUUCAGCAACCACAGACCCCUCGACCCAGAGGUGAUCGCGCAGGUGGAGCACAGCUCACAGGACAUCGAGGCCACUAUGAACACGGCUCUGAGUGAGCUGCGAGAGCUUGAGAGGCAGAGCAACGUCAAACAUGCUCCAGACGUGGUUCUCGACACACUGGAGCAGCUCAAAAGUGGCGGGACAUCUGAACCAUCCAGCCCUCUCCAUUCCCGCCUGCUCCGCGAAGCUGAAUCCUCUCAGCAUCCUCUGCAGCGCAGCGCCAGUUCAGCCAGCGACAUGCCCUCCACUUUCCGACCCAGCAAAACCACAGGCCCCAAGAGCCCUCUGUCCUCCAUGACCACCGCUUCUGGCUCCACAUUCAGAGAUAACAAACCUCCAGCCACCAGACCCAAGCCUGUGGUGUUCCCCAAAAGCAGUUCAGCCGGAGGAAGUCCGGCUAUGGGAUCUCCAACCACCACCAUCCCACCAACACCACCACCUCCACCACCACCCACCGACAAAUCCUGCCCCGUCUGAGGGUUUCCCAGCAAAAAAACAACAGGAUAGUUUAGAUUUGAGUGAGCGAGUAAGUGUUUAAUACACACAGGAUGAUUUUUCAGCAGUUGUUAGUUUGGACUGAGACUCGGACAUCAGCCGGAUCUUCUUUUCUAAUCCCAGUUUAGAGCUUUGGAGUUCUUUUCUGUCUGUACAGACUCGUUUUAAUGGGAAAAGACUUUUUUUGAGGUCAAAGAACUAUUCGAGGAGACAUUUUCACCUCAGACUUUAGUGCAAAUUGAAGCAGGUUGAAUGGAAACACAUUUUUUUUUCCUCCUGAUAUAAAUCCGCCACUCAAAUGCAAUGACAUUUCUGAGUCGAUCCAAUCCGUCAGAUUCUACAAAUCCAAUAAUCACUAGUUAUACUUCAUAAUUCACCUUAUAACCUACACUGGCACUCUUUUUAGCCAACCAAACCAUAAACGUGACAAAUAAACACGUUUGCAUGAAGAUCCACAAGAUUUUUUGCAUGAUGAACGCGACUUCCCAAACCAUUGGAUUUAUCAUCGAUAUUCCGUAAUUGCUCCAAAGCACUUCUGAAUUCAUUAACAGUCUGAGAUGUCAUUUUAUUCUACUAUUAUAAUAUCAUCGGGCACAUAAAAAAAGGGUGUUGUUUUGUAUAAGUCUAAUAAUCGUGAUUAUAACUGGAAACAAGUAUCUAAAAAUGAGGAAUGUCAAGAAAGCACAUUAUUUCUUCAUGGCCCGUGUGUAAAAAAAAAAGAAAAAAUAACAAGAAAAAUAAUUCUCCCUAGGUCAUUACUCGCCUCUGGGUCUAUUUCAUGGUAUCUAUGUAUUAGUAUGUGUGUUUACGUACAGUAUGUAUAUAAUGACUCUUCGUAGCAGCCUGACAGCAGUUUCUUUAUUUUAUUUGAUCAGAUUUACAAUGCAAAAAAAA